AUGCAGGAGGUCGCUAAUUGCCUUACGGCACCCCAAGCCGCCCUCCCCGAGCCACUGCAAAUCCACCGCCUCCUCUACAACCUCACCCCGGACUACGAGUCCCGCCUCCAUGCCUUCACUGAGGCAAACCCCAUGGCCAGCCUCGACGACGUGGUCCAAUGGAUCAUCGACACGGAGGUCAAGCUCCGCACCCCCAUUAUCAACCUCACCACCCCUCAGCCCUCCUCCUCCAGCUCCCUCAAUGCUACGCAACCGCGCAACCAGGGUGGUCGAAGCGGCGGCGGUGGAGGUCGUGGCGCUGGUGGCGGUGGUGGUGAAGGUCGGGGCGGUGGUGGUGGCGGUGGUGGUGGUGGUGGCCGUGGUGGCCGUGGUGGCGGUGGUGGUGGUGCUGGUGGCACCCCUACUGAAGGAUCUUCCGGUGCUGGUGGUGCUGUGACUCGAGGCGGUCGCCCUAGAACUCUACCCCCAUGCACGUAUGUGCGCCGCCAUGGUCCCCAUGCUGGUAUCCCUUGCGGUCAAACCAACCACCCCCCCACCACGUGCUUCAAGGCGCUCGAUGACGCCUGGUUUGAUCGAGGCAACACUGGCACCCCUCCUCGCUGGAACACUGUCACCCCUCGCCCCUCCCUGGUGGAUGUUCAAACCCUCCCAUCUUUCCUUCCUGCUCACCUCUGCCUGGUUACACUCUCCCCACCUUCACAGCUGCAGCAGUUUCAGCAUCACCAGCAGCAGUAG
Messenger RNA from Closterium sp. Yama58-4, 735 nucleotides. NCBI's taxonomy places the organism in Eukaryota, Viridiplantae, Streptophyta, Zygnematophyceae, Desmidiales, Closteriaceae. The record is from the annotation of a GenBank genome assembly.